GGGCGUGGGGGUAAGCUCGCCGUUAACAGCACGCCGGGUCCCGGUGCUGCGGUUUCCGCGCGGCGAUCCGGUCGACCGCUCCCCGGUGUCAUCGGCCCCGGGGCUGCACGAGCCGCGCGGGGGAGAAGCGGAAGCAGAAAGUGGCGGUCGGGACCCCGGCGUCGGGUGUUUUCCCCCCAAGGCGCGAGCUCCUCGGACGCCGCAGUGCUUCCCCGCAGGCCGGGCCGCGGGACCGAGCGGGUUAAGCGGCGGCGUGACGUGUCUCGUCCGGCGCCGCCCCACGGGCCGCCCCGCAGGAGCUGUCAGCGGCACCGGCACCGGCCUGGCCAUGGUGGGGCUGCUGCAGGCGCUGGUGGCGGCCUCAGAGAAGGCAGCGCAGAUCGCUCGGCUGUGCCGGCGUGAGGAGCCCCUCUUCCAGCUGCUGGUGGCUGAGAAGACAGGGACUGACCGGAACAGGAGGUUCCUGCAGGACUUCAAGACGCUGGCAGACGUCCUCAUCCAGGAGGUCAUCAAGCAUGACCUGGGCAAGGAGUUCCCUGAACUGCAGGGUCACAUCCACGGCGAGGAGUCCAACGAGUUCAGGAACGGGCAGGGGGAGACAGUGGAGGUGCGGGUCUGUGCCACACCGGGAGACACCGCGGCUCUGCUGCGCUCGGUGCUGGAGCCUGAGUGGGAAGCUGCCGAGCUGCUGGCAGCCGCGGUGCACCAGGAUGUGGUGCUGGAGGACACGGAGCUGGCUGGCGUGGUGCUCAGCAUCCCCCCGACGGACCUGGCCAUCUGGAUAGACCCCAUCGACUCCACCAACGAGUACAUCAGUGGGCGCGAGGAUGUGACCCCCAUCGACGGCAUCGCCCCGGCGGGGCUGUGCUCGGCACUGGUGCUCAUCGGGGCCUACGACCGGCGUGUGGGCUGCCCUGUGCUAGGCGUUAUCAAUGAGCCCUUCUUCCGCCGGGACACCCUGACCCACAGGUGGCAGGGGAGGUACCACUGGGGCAUCGUGUACGGUGACACACGGCUGUGCUCGCUCAGCCCUCCACUGCCACAUCCUGCGCCCUGUGUAGUGCUGAGCCGGGCUGAGGCGGCCGCGGUGCGGGCGGCUCUGGGCCCCGUCUGUGGUGACCGCCUGCACUUCGCUGCCGGUGCUGGCUACAAGAUGCUCUGCGUCAUCCUGGGGCUGGCGGACGCCUACGUCCUCUCCGAGGGCAGCACCUUUGCCUGGGACGCCUGUGCCCCCCACGCCAUCCUGCGGGCCCUGGGCGGGGGGGUGGUGGCCCUGGCAGGGGCCCUGCGGAUGCGGCGGGCAGGUGGCACCGGGGACCCCCCCGAGCUGGUCUACAACCUCCCAGCAGAGGGGGCGGUGGGGGCCGAACGUUGGGCAAACCGAGGUGGGCUCGUGGCUUAUGCACACCCCCAGCAUCUGGAGACCGUGCUGGCCGCGCUGGCCGCCGUGCCGGAGCUCUGAACCCACGGCAGCCGGGGCCAUGGGGUGGAGAGUGAGGGGUGUCAGGGACCUUGGAUUGUAGGGUAGGGGGUGGCUGAGACCGAGGUGGCCAGGACCUCAGGGUGAGGGAUCACAGAGUGGCAGGGACCACAGGGUGCAGGGUAUGAAGUGGCUGGGACUUUGGGAUGCAGGACACGGGGUGGAAGGGACCAAGAGGCAGAGUGGCUGGGGCACCAGGGUUCAAAUCUAUGGGGUGACAAAGACCCCGAGGUGCAGAGUGUGGGGUGACAGGGACCAAGAUCACGGGACAGCCACGGCCCUUGGGUGCGGGUCCCCGGGGUGUGGGACGGGUCGGGAGCUCUGUGUCGCCACCGUUCCCCGACGCGCCCCCCAUGUCCCCUUCUGUCGCGGGGUCGCGGCUCCGGCACCAUUAAAGCCUCCUCGCACCCGCGUGUCCGUG
This is a messenger RNA of Colius striatus (speckled mousebird), 1901 nucleotides long. It is a transcript of the gene INPP1, whose product is annotated as inositol polyphosphate-1-phosphatase. The transcript has 6 exons. Gene Ontology annotation, molecular function: inositol-1,4-bisphosphate 1-phosphatase activity. Gene Ontology annotation, biological process: phosphatidylinositol phosphate biosynthetic process. Lineage: Eukaryota; Metazoa; Chordata; Aves; Coliiformes; Coliidae. The record is from RefSeq and is a predicted model, not a curated record. The coding region runs from base 329 to 1462 and encodes 377 amino acids.